Molecule: messenger RNA, 1720 nt
Organism: Carassius auratus (goldfish)
Lineage: Eukaryota; Metazoa; Chordata; Actinopteri; Cypriniformes; Cyprinidae
Product: equilibrative nucleoside transporter 1-like
Exons: 13
Coding region: 211-1518 (435 amino acids)
Biological process (GO): uridine transmembrane transport
Cellular component (GO): plasma membrane
Molecular function (GO): nucleoside transmembrane transporter activity
Source: RefSeq, a predicted model, not a curated record
UUCACUGUCUCUGAACAGAUCGAGGCUGGUUUGUGUUAUCUCUCAGACAGCUAAUAUUUGGUUUCUUUGAGAUAGCAGGCAAAGAUUUGACAUCAUCGUGACAGAAACAGGCAUAUACCUUCAAAAGUUAUUGAAUGAAGUUUCUCAGUUCAGCUCAGUAAAGGAUCUUGAGCUUUACAAUCGCGGCUGAUUACAGUGAAUCUCACAGAUAUGGAGCCUCAGGUGCCCAAAGACAAAUAUAACGGCGUGUGGUUGAUUUUCUUCAUGCUGGGUUUGGGGACGCUUCUGCCGUGGAAUUUCUUCAUGACAGCCACUAUGUAUUUCACCAGUCGUCUCGCAGAUCCUCUCAGUGAAGCGAAUGUCUCUGUGAACGCGACUGAAGAAGACUCGCGGAGCGUCUUACAGGCCAAGUUUAAUAAUGUGAUGACGCUGUGUGCGAUGGUUCCUCUGCUGGUCUUCACCUGCCUCAACUCAGUGCUUCACCAGAGAAUCCCUCAGAAGAUCCGGAUCGCAGGAAGUCUGACGGCCAUUCUGCUGGUGUUCCUGCUCACCGCCAUCCUGGUGAAAGUAGAUUUGGAUCCGCUGGCGUUCUUCAUCAUCACCAUGAUUAAAAUCAUCUGCAUUAACUCGUUCGGAGCGGUUCUUCAGGGAAGUCUGUUUGGGAUGGCCGGUCUCCUGCCAGCGUCCUACACCACACCCAUCAUGAGCGGACAGGGGCUCGCAGGAACCUUCGCUGCUUUCGCCAUGAUCUGUGCCAUCGCCAGUGGUUCUGCUAUGCAUGACAGUGCUUUUGGAUACUUCAUCACAGCGUGUUUCGUUAUCUCUCUUGCAAUCGCAUCGUAUGCUGUUCUUCCUAGACUGGCGUUUUUUCAGUACUAUCAGGAGAGUCAGCAGAGCAAAGCAGAUGAGGACGAGGAGAACAAGAUGGAUCUGCUGAAGAAAGAUGAGCGGCCGAAGAGCGCUGGAGACGACGGCAAACAAACACCGUCCAUGCUGGCCAUCUUUAAGAAGAUCUGGGUUAUGGCCUUCUCUGUGUGCUUUGCCUUCGCCAUCACCAUCGGCACGUUUCCUGCGGUCACUGUGGACGUCAAAUCUACUGUUGCUGAUGGAGGACGGUGGGAGAUGUACUUCAUCCCAGUGUCUUGUUUCCUGUUGUUUAACGUGUUUGAUUGGCUGGGUCGCAGCCUUACAGCAGUCUGGACGUGGCCUGGGAAAGACAGUAAGCUGCUGCCGGGUCUGUUAGCGGCCCGUGUGAUUUUCGUCCCUCUCUUCAUGCUCUGUAAUGUCCAGCCUCGCCACAAUCUGCCCAUCUACUUCUCACACGACGGCUGGUUCAUCGGCUUCAUGAUCCUCUUUGCCUUUUCUAAUGGAUAUCUGGCCAGUCUGUGCAUGUGCUUCGGACCCAAGAAGGUGGAGGCGAGCGAGGCGGAGACGGCCGGAGCCAUCAUGGCCUUCUUCCUGUCUCUGGGUCUGGCUCUGGGAGCGUCUCUGUCGUUUGUGUUUCGAGCGCUCGUCUGAAGUCUCGUGGACAGAGAUGAGACUGAACGAGCCGCAGACAGAACACACUCAAAACAUCAUCAUCAUCAUCAUCAUCAUCAUCAGGACCUGAGCUUGAGCCCAAACCACACAGACUCACUCGUGCUGGAGGCUUGAAAUAUUAUAUUGCUCAAAAGUUUGGGCUCAGCAAGAUUUGUUUUGUUUUUAAAGAAUGUAAUGCUUU